AUGAUCCCGCCUCCAGCAACGUCAUCAGACUCCGGAGGCAGCGUCGGCAUCCCGAAACCCUUUGAAGGGCACACUCGCGAAGUGAAUGCAGUCGCCUACUCCCCUGACGGCAACUUGAUCGCUUCGUGCUCGGACGACGGGACAUUACGGAUAUGGAAUUCGAAGACCGGUAUGCAGGUCGGAAAGCCUCUGACUGGUCAUGACCUCUUGGUCUGGGCCGUCGCGUUCUCUCAUGAUGGUCGUCGCAUCGUCAGCGGAUCAAAGGACAAGAUGCUUCGCGUUUGGGAUGUUGGCACUAAUGAGUGUGUCUUAGGCCCUUUGGAAGGGCACACUGACGCUGUCAAGUCGGUUCAGUACUCCCUGGAUGGCCAACUCAUCGCUAGUGCGUCGGACGACCGGUCACUUCGUUUGUGGGAUGCAAAAUCGGGAGAGAUAAUUGGAGUUCUGCAACAUCCGAGCGCAGUCGCUCAUAUAAGCUUUUCUCCAUGCGGAAAACAAGUCGCAAGUCUCUGCCAUGAUAAAAUGGUACGAGUAUGGGACGUGCCAUUGCAAAGGCUCGCUCUUCCGCCUCUUUCUGGCCACAAAUCCGAGGUAUGCACUGUGGCAUAUUCGCCAGAUGGUCGUUCGUUGGCAAGCGGUAGUCGCGACUGGACCAUUUGUCUGUGGGACACUGGCACUGGUACCCAGAUAGCGAGGAAGCACAAGCAUGGCGACUGGGUGCGGUCAGUAUGCUGGUCCCCAGAUGGGAGGUGCAUAUUCAGUGGCUCUGACGACAAUAUCGCACGAGUGUGGAGUGUCUCUAGCGGUGAGGAAGUACUGAAGGUCGAUCUUGGCGGUUAUGUGCGCUACGUACAGUAUGCACCUGAUGGGAAGACAUUCCUGAGCGCGUCAUGGGAUAAGACAGUUCGCAUUUGGAAUGCGAGUACCAGCGAACUCAUGCGGGAAAUUGAUCAUGAUGGCAAAGUCCGUGCAGCUGUCUUUUCACCAGAUGGCUUACGGGUCGCUAGCGGGACAGGGAGCGGGUAUGUCAGGGUUUGGGAGUCAACAAGCGGACAUCUACUCCUAGGAAAAGUAUGUGUUGCAUGUUUAUCACACCCCCUUACCCUGCUUACGAUACCAGGGAGCGGAGGAUAA
This is a messenger RNA of Coniophora puteana RWD-64-598 SS2, 1134 nucleotides long. Its product is annotated as WD40 repeat-like protein. The record is from RefSeq and is a predicted model, not a curated record. The transcript has 2 exons. Gene Ontology annotation, molecular function: protein binding. Bases 1 to 1134 code for a protein of 377 amino acids. NCBI's taxonomy places the organism in Eukaryota, Fungi, Basidiomycota, Agaricomycetes, Boletales, Coniophoraceae.